Molecule: messenger RNA, 3015 nt
Organism: Xyrauchen texanus (razorback sucker)
Lineage: Eukaryota; Metazoa; Chordata; Actinopteri; Cypriniformes; Catostomidae
Product: enteropeptidase-like
Exons: 25
Coding region: 1-3015 (1004 amino acids)
Biological process (GO): proteolysis; acrosome reaction
Cellular component (GO): membrane
Molecular function (GO): serine-type endopeptidase activity; protein binding
Source: RefSeq, a predicted model, not a curated record
AUGUGUGGGCAGAAGGUCAAGCGCAGCAGCAAACUGGAAGUUAAAGAGGUUGAAGGAGGGGAAACGGGCUCAGAGUUUGCUGGGACACUUGUCAUUUCUAAUGGAACCAUUUUCACAGAGGAACUCCUCAACAAAAGCAGUGUACAGUUUAAAGCACUGGCUUAUGACACUGAGCAGCAGAUAAAUAAAGCCUACAGGCGCAGUUCCCUUCAGGAGCAAUUUAAAAAUUGCAAAGUGAAUGAAUUCAGAGAGGGCAGUGUGGUUGUACACUUUGACCUUCUCUUCAGUGGUGUUGUGCAUUUAAACACAGCUCAGGAACAGUUAGUAGAGGGUUUGAAGCAGGGUGAAACUGGAUCUGAUGAUGGACUCGUGAUUGACACCAGCAGUGUGCAGGUCACAGAUAAAGAAAAUAUAACACAGAUACCAUCUACAACAAAACCAGUGAAGUGUCCAGAGGGACAGAAUGCAUGUGUUGAUGGCACAACAUGUGUUCCUGAAACUCAGUUCUGUGAUGGAAUACAAAACUGUCCUGAUGGCUCAGAUGAGACUCCGAGUAUAUGUGCAACAGUGUGUGAUGGACAGUUUCUUCUGCUUGGUCCGUCCGGAUCCUUCCACUCUAAAAACUUCCCCCUGGAUUAUGACAGUAACACAGCCUGCCACUGGAUCAUACGAGUGAGCGAAGGCUUUUCCAUAAGAAUUGCUUUUCAUAGUUUCUAUACGGAGGAAGAUAUUGAUGUUCUGGACCUGUAUGAGGGCACUGGACCUCUAAAAAAAUUAACAUACUCUCUCUCAGGCAGAUCACCUGGAAACAUCUGGCUUCUAUCUCAUGAGGCCACUGUUGAAUUUUAUGCAGACUUCAUCAACAACUUUCAAGGAUUCAAUGCUAGUUACAGGGCAGAAAAUAUCAGUCAACUUUCUAAUGAAGACAAGAUCAACUGUUCAUUUGAAGAGGACUUCUGUCUGUGGAGGCAAGACCAGGAGGAUGAUGGUGACUGGUUAAGAGUACAAGGCUCUACUCUUCCACCUGACACUGGCCCAAGCUUUGAUCACACAAUGGGCAACCAAUCAGGGUACUACAUUGUGACACCUCGGAGCCCUGGAAGUUGGGAUAAGACAUUACGUAUCUACAGUGUCCCUCUGUCUCCUGUAAAUGAAUCUAUCUGUCUACGAUUCUGGUAUCAUAUGUUUGGGGAAGAGGUUUGGCGUUUGGCGGUCCUGGUAGAGGAUGGAUCAGCAUCCACUGUCCUCUUCUGGAAAGAAGGGAACUAUGGGGACAACUGGAACUAUGGCCAAGUCACACUAAACUACACAACAGAUGCUGUGGUAGUCUUUGAAGCACAGAAGAAGGCGGGCUUUCUGAAUGAUAUUGCUCUGGAUGACAUCAGUAUAGUUCCUGGCUCUUGUUCGGAUGGCCUCCCUGACCCAACACUGGUCCCCCCACCCAUCACUCUCCCACCCAUUCCAACUGAUUGUGGGGGACCCUUUGACCUUUACGAAUCAAAUUCAACAUUCAGCUCUCCAAAUUACCCCAAUGGUUAUGGGAAUGAUGCAUCGUGUAUGUGGACUUUACAUGCUAUGGAAGGACACAGUAUCCAAUUGCACUUCCAAGAUGUUGCUUUGGAAGCCUCUCUUGACAUUUUGGAAGUUCGAGAUGGAGUGGAGCCCUAUUCAGAGUUGUUAGGUGUCCUAACUGGUGAUCGUUCCUUUCCGGACCUUUUCUCCACAACCUCUCAGAUGACUGUCAUGCUCUUCACUGACUCAUCGAGGAAUGACAAAGGCUUUCUAGCCAACUUCAGCACAGGUCUUCACCUGGGUCAACCAGAUCCAUGUCCAAUUGGGCAGUUUCAGUGCAGCACAGGAGUGUGUGUGUCCAGCGCCAGCGUGUGUGACGGGGAAGAAAACUGCUCUGAUGGCUCGGAUGAAGCUGAUUGUGUGCAUAUAAUAAAACAUACUCUCACUGGAGCCGAACGACUGAGACUUCAGGUCCAGCAUAACCUUUACACGGUGUGUGCACAAAACUGGACAUCUGAGCUAUCUGACUUCUUUUGCCGCUACUUGGGCUACAGAUCAGGAAAUUCCUCAUUCUCUAAUGCUAUGGAUGGAGAUGCUCCCUUUACUACAGUAGCUCUGAAUGCCAGUGGCAUGUUGGAUUUGAAGCCCAGUGACAAAUGUCUCGGUGAGAAGAUUACAUCACUACACUGUAACAACCAUCCAUGUGGUUCCCGUAAAGUGCCCUUACAAAAUGAGACAAAUGGAGACAAAGAGAUGGGACAGAUAGAAGGCAAGGUGGUGGGAGGACAGGAUGCCCAGGAAGGGGCGUGGCCAUGGAUUGUGUCUCUGCGAUGGCAGGGUCGGCACGUCUGCGGGGCCUCGUUGAUUGACAGGGAAUGGUUGGUUACAGCCGCUCACUGUGUUUUUGGAAAGAAUGUGUACCUGUCAAACUGGGCAGCUGUUUUGGGUCUUCACACUCAGUUUGGGACUGACGCCUCUGAGAGUCAAGUCCAUUCGGUAGAUCAGAUUAUUAUGAAGAAGCGCUAUAACAGGAGGACAAAGGAAUCUGACAUUGCCCUUAUGCAUUUACAGACACCAGCCAACUUCACAAAUUACAUUCAGCCCAUUUGCCUACCAGCUUCUGGAGAACAGUUUGGUGUAGGGAGGGAGUGCUUUAUUGCUGGUUGGGGAAAACUGUCUGAAGAUGGCUCAGUAGCUAAUGUGUUACAGCAGGCUGUUUUGCCCCUUUUAAACAACACACAGUGUCAAAAAUGGCUGCCUGAAUACAACAUUACAGAGCGGAUGGUGUGUGCCGGAUAUGCUGAAGGUGGAGUGGACUCCUGUCAGGGGGAUUCUGGAGGUCCACUGAUGUGUGAAGUGGACAAUCACUGGGUUCUUGUGGGAGUGACAUCUUUUGGGAAAGGCUGUGGACAACCUCAGCAGCCUGGAGUGUAUACUCGUGUCAGUGAGUUUGUUGACUGGGUGGUAGAAACACGACGUCUCUACUCGGACUGGAAGGGAUAA